Cloeon dipterum is the source of this 2199-nucleotide messenger RNA. It is a transcript of the gene Hakai, whose product is annotated as E3 ubiquitin-protein ligase Hakai. The record is from RefSeq and is a predicted model, not a curated record. The transcript has 6 exons. NCBI's taxonomy places the organism in Eukaryota, Metazoa, Arthropoda, Insecta, Ephemeroptera, Baetidae. Gene Ontology annotation, biological process: protein ubiquitination; regulation of cell adhesion. Bases 203 to 1414 code for a protein of 403 amino acids. Gene Ontology annotation, molecular function: ubiquitin protein ligase activity.
AGCAAGAAAAGAAGCACACGACUCAGACGCAUGCGCUUUCAAAUUUGCCGGCGGUGCUCUGCUCAGCUGCCAAGGCCAUGAAGUGUUUAUGUUUGGUUUCGAUUUGAAAUCUAACCUUAAAACUCUUUGAAAUCAAGGUGCACAUCUUUGAGAAGGGCGAGUAUCAAUGCAAGUCGCGCAGAUGCAGUCUCCGCAGUAGUGCAUGGAACUGGAUGACUCAGGCCCCAGGACAAUGAGAGGCCGUGGUCGAGGAAGAGCCCGCGGAAGGGGCCGAGGACGUGGUAGGGGCCGGGGAAAGAAGGCCGUCAAGCCCAUCGAAAGCGAUGGGGAAGACGAAUCGCAGAUGGACGUUGAGGACGAACAAACGCCUGUCCUUCAGGCAGAAGUCAAAAAUGAUACUGCAGACGCCGAAGAACCUGUUAAGGAGGAGGACGAAACUCCAAAACCAAGUUCCCCUGUGACAUGCAUUGACCCUGAGGCUGAUAUAUCACAACUGGAGGCACCCACAUUCACCACUAUAAACCGAGGCCCACCGGAGCCAAUGUUAAGACUCAAUUGGGAUCACCGGGUGAACUUGAUGGGCAACAAAGUGCUGAACCCCAUGAUCCACUGUUGCGAUCGGUGUUUGAAGCCUAUAUUGAUAUAUGGCCGAAUGAUACCUUGUAAACAUGUGUUCUGUUUAACUUGCGCUAAGAAAGAGGAAAAACUGUGUCCAAGAUGUAGUGAGAAAGUUAUUCGAGUGGAGCAGACUGGCUUAGGGACGGUGUUCAUGUGUACGCACGGUGGUUCCAGAUACGGAAACAGCGGCUGCAGAAGAACUUAUUUGUCACAACGAGACCUCCAGGCCCACAUCAAUCACAGGCAUGUUCAAAGCUCGGCUGCCGCUAGCGAGUUUGUCAAGGAGGAAAAGGCUUCGCCGCGGCUGGUUAAGGUGGCGCCUCCUGCACCCGACCCACGAGUGCACCAGGACGCUGUCCGAGGAAGCAGUGAUAGGACUCAAGUGGUUAGCUCGUUGCAGCCACCAACAACGCUGCCGCCGCCAGUCGCAUGGACUACCAAUCCGGCCGACGGCGGGGCGGCGUUCGGCCAGCAGCCGGCCGCCGCCAUGUACCAGCGGAUGGUGAGUGCGGCGCCCUACCAGAGCGCGGCGGCCGCCUCACGGACUAACUUGAUCACAGUGCCAAUUCAGGACACUUCAGAACCGCCACCCAACUACCACCCGCAGUCGAUGCCGUACGCAGGCCAGCAGUACGCGCAGGCCCAGUCGCAGUACGCCGCCCAGCAGUACUACCAGUACCCCCAGCAGGUGUACCCCGGCGUGCCGGCCGCCCCUCCCCCGCAGCCCAGGUACGACCCUCCUUACCAGGGCCAGUGGCAGCAUCCGCCGGCAGCCACCAACUCGUUUUAUCGCUGAGGCCAUACGCGACACCCUCAUCUCCCUCGCUCUCGAGAGUGAGCGCACUUUUUGUAACGGCUUCUACCGCAAUCCGCUAUUCAUUUUCAACGGAUUAGCUCCACCGCUAUUUUUGUUGAAUCGAGUAGGAAUCAUCACGGGCGGGUUGAGAGGUCAAGCCGGGUGCUGUUUGUCUGAUCAUUCAAACACAUUUUUAGUUCUUUUCCGCAUCAAUUGCUACAAUGAAAUUGUGCAAGAUGAAGAGAUUACACCUCCUUCUCUGCCAUGUUAUUUUUAUGAAAACAUUAUAUGUGUCAUUUGGUAUUAAACACAAAACUAUGCAUAAUUUUACAACAACUUUGUUCAAGACAGGGAAUAUUUGUUCCAGAAGAAAAUAUUUUGUGCAAAGUCUCAGUUCAAGAAUCGUUUUGAAGCCCUGCUGUUCAUUGAAGGGCUUUUGAACAUGAUUGAUGUACAAAUGAAAGCAAACUGCUCAUGGAUGUUAAAAUUUGAAACACUUCUGCUUCGCUUGACCUCUCACUUUUAUAUACUGCAUUGUUUCUCACUCCGGACAAUAUUUUUACAAAAACUACACUUGACAAACAGAAUCGUAGACACAUGAUUAUUGUGAUUUUAGUUAGAGACACUCUUCCAUUAUUUAUUUCUUUUGAUGAUAAUCAGAUUUGCAUUUUUAUCUCGGUACAUUAUUAAUUACAAUUAUUGCUAACCAACAGCAAUGUUGUUUUUCUUCAAGCAUUAACUUCCUAUGUCUAAAUUCAAUAAAUAACCCUCUUGUUAAGAUGGAA